This is a messenger RNA of Monoraphidium neglectum, 204 nucleotides long. Its product is annotated as 40S ribosomal protein S6. Gene Ontology annotation, biological process: translation. Gene Ontology annotation, cellular component: ribosome. NCBI's taxonomy places the organism in Eukaryota, Viridiplantae, Chlorophyta, Chlorophyceae, Sphaeropleales, Selenastraceae. Bases 1 to 204 code for a protein of 67 amino acids. The record is from RefSeq and is a predicted model, not a curated record. Gene Ontology annotation, molecular function: structural constituent of ribosome. The transcript is spliced from 2 exons.
AUGAAGCUCAACAUCGCGUACCCCGCCACGGGGUGCCAGAAGAAGAUCGAAAUCGAUGACGAGCAGAAGCUGCGCGCCUUCUACGACAAGCGCGUCAGCGCCGAGGUGGAGGGUGACGUGCUGGGCGACGAGUUCAAGGGCUGGCCGCGCCCUCGCCGCAAGCAGCUGCGCCCCCCAAAACGACCUCGCGCUGUGCGCACCUGA